AAGGUUGGCAUUCACAUCAAGGAAGCCAGCAAGGAGGAUGUCGGAGAAUAUGAAUGCUUGUUGACAAACCCAUACGGCAAACGCCUUGUGAGAAUUCGGGUGAACUUGAAAGAAGACGAACCCGCAAUUUUCUCACGGAAGCUGAGUGACGUAGAAACGGUGGAAGGACGCGAAGCCCAAUUUUCCGCUACUGUUGACGGCUGCCCUGAACCCGACGUUCAAUGGCACUUUGAAGACAAUCUAUUGGAAAAAUCACUCAAGUACGUGGAAGGACGCGAAGCCCAAUUUUCCGCUACUGUUGACGGCUGCCCUGAACCCGACGUUCAAUGGCACUUUGAAGACAAUCUAUUGGAAAAAUCACUCAAGUACGUGAUGAAACGGGACGGAAAGACCGCGUAUUUGUUUGUCAGGGAAUGCCAGUUGAACGACAUUGGCAAAUACUCGUGCAUCGCCAAAAAUUCCGCGGGAAAAGACUAUUCCUCAGCCCAGCUCCGGGUCAAACCCAAU
Molecule: messenger RNA, 507 nt
Organism: Notodromas monacha
Lineage: Eukaryota; Metazoa; Arthropoda; Ostracoda; Podocopida; Cyprididae
Source: the annotation of a GenBank genome assembly